UGCUUUUGCUACAGUUUUUACCGCACGACUGGAAGCUCUUGCGGCCCGGCUAGAUGCUCUUACGGCACGGCUGGACGCAGCGCAGCCCUGACGGAAAUUGGGCAGAUGCGUAAGGGACAGCGUUCAUCAUUUAUCAUCAACGUGAUUUGGGAUGCGGUAUGCUCAGCGUCGGGGGAGGCAGUGAUGCUAUUGUCAAUUAGAGGAUGGCGAAUACCGCGUUUGCGGAUCAAGAAUCAUCGCGAUUGGCAACGCCGAGGCACGGGGAUGUCAUUCUCAAUGUUGCAACCCAGUCAGCUCGGCUGCCGUAUAAUGCUAAUAACCAACCGACCAAGUUCCGUACUCCAGUCCAUCCCUGAUGGGGAAGUCUAAAAUGAGUGUUUAGUGAUACAAGUUGUGUCAUUUUUCCCCAGUGCACCUUCUGGUGGGUGCACGAUUCUAAACCGAGUCUGCUCGCCUGAAACAUGGGCUUUCAAAC
This is a messenger RNA of Parathielavia appendiculata, 475 nucleotides long. RefSeq lists its product as uncharacterized. NCBI's taxonomy places the organism in Eukaryota, Fungi, Ascomycota, Sordariomycetes, Sordariales, Chaetomiaceae. The transcript has a single exon. Bases 106 to 369 code for a protein of 87 amino acids. The record is from RefSeq and is a predicted model, not a curated record.